Aegilops tauschii subsp. strangulata is the source of this 4985-nucleotide messenger RNA. RefSeq names its product pentatricopeptide repeat-containing protein At2g22410, mitochondrial. The record is from RefSeq and is a predicted model, not a curated record. Gene Ontology annotation, molecular function: protein binding; RNA binding. Lineage: Eukaryota; Viridiplantae; Streptophyta; Magnoliopsida; Poales; Poaceae. Gene Ontology annotation, biological process: RNA modification.
AUCCUGUACGUGUAGCAAAGCUCACUGACAAAUACCGUACGCGAAAAGGAAAGGUUCGAACCUGCAACUGGUGGCGCUGCUUCCCCUUUGCCGCCGUAGCGCCGGCCAUGCUCACGGUGUCUCUCCUAGACGCGCAACUCGCUCGGUGCUCCUCCGCGCGCCAUCUCCUCCAGAUUCACGGCCAGUUCAUCGCCUCCGGCCUCCUCGCCGAUGCCUUCGCCGCCAGCCGCCUCCUCCUCUUCACCUCCGCUACCCGCCUCCUCCCGCUCCCCGUCCACCAUUCGUUCCGCCUCCUCCGACUCGUCCGCUGCCCCAACGCCUUCUCCUGCAACACGCUCCUCAAGGCGGCUCUGCUCGCCGGGACGCCGCACCUCUGCCUACCACUCUACACCUCCCUGCCAGCGUCCCCCGACGCCUACACCCACCCCAUCCUCGCCGCCGCCUGCGCCGCCAGGAGGGACGUGAAUGAAGGCAGGCAGGUGCACUCACACGCUAUCAAGCACGGGUUCGGUGAUGAUUUGUACCUCAGGAACGGCCUGAUGCAUAUGUACUCUGUUUGCGGCUGCCUCUGGGACGCACGCAGGGUGUUUGACGCAGGUCCCGUGUGGGACGCUGUUUCGUGGAACACCAUCCUGGCUGCGUACGUGCAUGCUGGGGAUGUCGACCAGGCGGUUGGGGUGUUCGCACGGAUGCCACAGCGGAAUGCCACAGCGGUGAGCUCCAUGGUGUCAUUGUUUGGGAGGAGGGGUAUGGUGGACGAGGCAAGAGGGGUGUUUGACGAGGCCGAGUGCAGGGAUAUUUUCACGUGGACUGCCAUGAUUUCUUGCUUUGAGCGGAACAGCAUGUUUGCAGAGGCGUUGCACAUGUUCUCGUGCAUGCGUCGAGAGAUGUGGCCUGUGGACGAGGCGCUGAUGGUCAGCGUGGUGUCCGCUUGUGCACAGUCGGAGGUGAUUCGAAAUGGGGAACUAUGCCAUGGACUGGUUAUCAGGGCUGGCCUUUGUUCGCUGCUAAAUAUUCAGAAUGUGCUGAUCCACAUGUACUCAUGUUGCCUGGAUGUUGUUGCAGCACGGAGGUUGUUUGACAGCGGUGACUGCUUGGACCAGUUCUCCUGGAACUCAAUGAUAGCAGGCUAUCUAAAGAAUGGUCAUGUCGAAAAUGCAAUGACAUUGUUCAAUGCAAUGCCUGACAAGGACAAUGUUUCUUGGAGUACAAUGAUUUCUGGUUGUGUGCAGAAUAACCAAUCGUCAGAUGCACUCGCUGUCUUCGAUAACAUGCGAGCCCAGGGAGUCAGGCCGGAUGAGGUUACUAUUGUUAGUGUUAUAUCUGCAUGCACUAAUCUGUCUGCUCUGGAGAAAGGAAAGUCGGUGCAUGAUUAUGUAAGGCAAAACAAAUGUUACAUCACUCUUGUACUUGGGACUAGCCUCAUUGACAUGUACAUGAAGUGUGGAUACUUGGAAGCUGCAAUGGAUGUCUUCAACAUAAUGGAAGAAAAAGGAGCACCUUGCUGGAAUGCUGUCAUUGUGGGGUUGGCCAUGAACGGCCUUGUGACGAAAGCCCUUGAGAUGUUCUCAGAGAUGGAAGCAUCCGGCACUGCCAUCCCGAAUGAGAUAACUUUCAUCGGAGUUUUAAGUGCUUGCAGACAUGCUGGCCUAGUUGAGGAGGGCCGCCACUUCUUCAAGUUGAUGCAACACAAGUACCGAAUUGUGCCGAACAUCAGACACUAUGGAUGCAUGGUUGAUCUUCUUGGACGUGCUGGAUAUGUUAAGGAGGCUGAGGAUCUGAUUGAGAGCAUGCCCAUGUUACCUGAUGUUCCAGCAUGGGGUGCAUUGCUUGGUGCCUGCUGGAAGCAUGGUGAAAAUGAGGUUGGAGAAAGGGUGGGCAGGAAGCUUGUCAAUCUGGAUCCUCGCCAUGACGGAUUUCACACUAUGUUAUCUAACAUAUAUGCUAAAGAGGGGAUGUGGCAAUCAGUAAAUGACCUAAGGGACUCCAUGAAGCAACGACAUGUCCCAAAAGUUUCAGGAUAUAGUGCCGUUGAAAUGUCUCAUUCUUGAGAUACUAGCAGUUGAUCCACCUCAAAUGAAAAUCUUUAGAUAGGUCCAAGUUGAAGCCUUACAAGAUUCAAAUAAAAUAUUCACAUGGCAUCAACAACCAAAUUAUUAAUCUUUUAAACUUUUACCAGAGGUCAGGCAGAACUUCCUUUCCUUCCUUAUUUCUUUGCAUGAUAAUCCAUCCAUCUGGAAUACUGAACAGGGAACAACGCACGCCAUCGUCAGGGUUUCCUUAUUUUUAAUUUUUUGUUUGUCGUGAACCAUGGUGCAAGCAAAUGAAUAUCUUUCUCAAAUGUCAAAUGCAAUGCUAAACUUACCAGGGUAAGUAUAAAAAGAAGAUAUAACUGGGAUCAUGAUGAUGGAAAAAGAAAGGAAGAGCAAAGGUAAAUUAACUAUGGGGUGGAAAGGUGAUACAGAAAAAAGACUUGUAAUUCUUUUAUCGUCUGAACAACAUGUAUAAGAAAUGCUCAGAAAAAGAUUUGUGGGUAUUUUUUCUCCAUAAAAAGGCUAUAUCUAGGCUAAUUCCUUUCCAAGCUACACAUAUGUUUAUUAGGAAAAUAUGUUUAUUUCACCAUCUUCAGAAUUGUUACGAAAAUGUGAUGCCAUACUAACAUAUCUUAUUUGUGUUAGAAGAAUACAAUUCCAUUUGGUAUCAAGAAAUAUUUGAUUAGGAAGGGAGGUAGAAUAAAAGGUAUUGGGUAUGCAGGUUCUAGUGGUUCUAGUUGAGGUUUACUAAUUUCACAUAGCUAUGGUUAGUUAAUAAAGUAAUUUCUUAGAACCUUGUAGUUGUAAAGGGAAAUGAAUUAGAGUCUUAUUGACUGAUAAAACAAAUGUGAGAAGACAAUUCACAUGUAUUGACUUAAAAAAAUUCUCAUAUGCUUGUUGCAAGUGUGAAUCAUGUGAGUUGCGAGAUCAACCUAAACAGAGUCACAUUGGACCUACUAAAUUAUAAUUGUAAGACUUGAGGGGACAUCAAUAAAUGACUAAGUGAUUGGUCUUUUUACUGUUGGGGGCUUCCCUACGGUUUUCUGGUGAAAAAGAAGACUGACUGGUCUGCUUUUAGACCAACUGAAAAUAUUGCUGGAUACCCACUGUGAGUUCCUGGCACAUUACUAGAAAAUACGGAACAAUUUUGUUUUUUCAUACGAGAAGAGAUAUUAUGAAGUAACCAUCACAGUCGAGCAUGGUUUUUCUUUAGUUUGAUCAAGUCCUAGGCUCCUAGGUAGUUACCGUCGGUCUAUGCUAAAGGGAAAAGAAUAAGUCUCUUUGACCGAUAAACAAAUGAGGAUAAUACUAUUCACGUUUGUUUGCUUCACAAAAAUCUCACAUGCUUGUUACAAGAGCUAACAUGAACCAUGGAAAUUGUGAAAUCCACACUCACAGUAGACCUGUCUUGAGGGGAUAUCUGUGCACGACCAAGUUUUUCUGUUUAUGAAAAGGAGGGCAGGCCCCCAGCCUCUCCAUCGAUCGAUGCAAUCUGUACAUGACCAGCUGACCGGUCAAUUUUAAAACUGACCGGAAGUGCCACUGGAUAUCGACUGACGGUUCCUUUUACGUGGCUAGCCUUUUAAGAUGAGAAGAGAAAAUAUGGAACAAGCAUCCCAUUUCAGCAUUUUUUUUGUUUGCUUUGUUAAAGUCCUGGCUAAUCAAGGUAAUAUAUGCUAAUGGGAAAAAUAGUCUCAUUGAACAAUAACAGAAAAAAUGUGUGAAGAUGAGGAUCGUUUGAGCGGGAGAAAUUGCAUUAUGAUGACAGAUCUAUUUACACGGCCAAAAUAUCAUUAUGAUGCUGAUCCAGAUGUAUGGUGCAAGUCAACUCUGCCUGCCAGACGUAGAGAUCCAAGCCGGAAAAUUGGACGAUAUUCAGUGCCUUAGAAAUACAUAUAGAAAUCUCCAACUUGGAGAAACAGAAGACAAGGACUUAGUUGAUGCGAUUCAUGGAUAUGCUGGCAAUGGCAUCAAAGAAUCUUGAAAGGGUGUCACAAAACAGGACACUAUAUCAUGACAUGCAAUCCAUUGCUAUCGGCCAGCCACACGGCUUUGAAGCCACAACUGCUCACAAAGGGAAAAUUCAAUAAUGCGUUCCCAUCCACCAAUCCAGACGGGACAGAACGUUUUUUCCGAUUAACAUGAGAUAGAGGAGACAACAAAUACAAGAAUCUAUACAUAAUGGACGCAGAGGCCGGGGUGAACGCCGGUGAAGCGUAACGGAUAACAGAUGGCGAUUGGACUGGCACACACGCACACUGCCAAUGAUCUCCGAACAGAGACUGGAUCGUGUUCUCAUCAAACCAUGACAGGCCUGCGGAUGCGCCGGAGCGCGACCAUGGCCUAGACCCAGGGUACUUCGUUGUUUACUUGAUAAAUACAAUCGACCGCUCUAUGGUGAGGGUAAUCCGGAGCGGGUAUGAUUUCUCCAGGCACGUGAACCAUCCAGUCUUCAGUCCAGAUGGGCAGAGCAUCGCCUUGACAUCGGACCUCGCUGUGGUGUCCGCUAAUCCAAUGUCGCCUCCAAUCUUCUUGCACUCGGUGAGGUCCUAUUGUGACAUCUUCACUGUUGAUAUCGACCCUGACAACAUGGAGAAGAACCAGGAUGUGGAGAAGUUUGCCGGCGUCACGCAUGACAGAUACGAGAACUCCACUCCUGCCUGGUCGGUGUUCUCGACCCAUGACCCUCAUGCACAGUGGAACCUCCUGGUCAUGGAGGAAAGUUACACCCCUUCAUACCCGUAUGCGCAAAUUGACGGAUGUGAAAGUUGGCACAUGACAGGCCAGAUCUGCAUCCUGAAAGGGUCUGUUUCUGGCUCGUUUGGGAUUAAUUGUUUGAGAUGUAUCUGGAAUUUCUGUUUGAAUUGCUGUUGGACAUUUGCAUUUUACACAUUUCAUCUUGCUGUAAUGAGACUUCAGAGUUUUAUACGAGGAUUCUGAAUUGAGUACUCA